Messenger RNA from Daphnia magna, 1821 nucleotides. RefSeq lists its product as uncharacterized. Gene Ontology annotation, cellular component: nucleus; cytoplasm. The coding region runs from base 178 to 1821 and encodes 547 amino acids. Gene Ontology annotation, molecular function: ubiquitin protein ligase binding. Lineage: Eukaryota; Metazoa; Arthropoda; Branchiopoda; Diplostraca; Daphniidae. The transcript has 3 exons. Gene Ontology annotation, biological process: proteasome-mediated ubiquitin-dependent protein catabolic process; regulation of proteolysis. The record is from RefSeq and is a predicted model, not a curated record.
ACCGGUUGGAUGUAGACUUCUGGGGAUUGUCUCUGCGUUAAAGCAUUUUCCCUUCGGAAGAACAACUUGAUAACUGCAGGCGAGUUUUCUCAAAUUUCACAAGUUAAUGAAAGGUUCUUUUUCUUUUUGUAUCGUCUUCCGUAAUCCAGCGCUAUUGGCGUAGCGAAUUAAAGAAUAAUGCCGGCUAAUAUUAUGGGUAACUCGGUGAUGAUGGUGUCUUACGAGUGGGUACUGGAGAAUAUCGAAAAAGACCCCGAUACCAUUACGUCACAAAUGAUCCUGUUCCGCGGAGAGAAAAUAUUCAGAGUUUGCAUCAAAAAUCAAAAUAAGAAUCAACCUAUAGUACUAUUAUUGGUAGUUAACCUGAAUACUAUUGGAUUGAAAGUAAAGGAAGUAAGAUAUGGUAAACAAGACUCGGAAACCCGUCAGAAAAUGAGAGAAAAAGAAGUGUGGAACAAGGUGAAAAAUGGCAAGAGUUUGCAGUUUUUUACGGCUGAUCUUACAGAAAUGGUUGUUGGGAAGUGCACGUUUGUCUUCUCAAUUUGGGUCGAAGGUAGCGUCUCUUCCUGUUCUUACCAGUUGUCUGAUCGACUUGUUAAACAUCAGCUGUGGAAUGCCUCCCUCAAAAGUCAAUAUUGGGCCAACGUUGAAAUUGUGUGUCAGGAUAAGACAUUUGCUGCCCACAAAGCAAUUCUGGCUGCUCGUAGUCAAGUAUUGGCAGAAGAAUUCGCUAGUCAACAGCCAGAAAGAGAUGGCCCUCAUCAAAUCCACAUUGAAGAUGUGGAUCCUGCCAUCGUGGAAGAAUUUCUUUACUUUCUCUACACUGGUGAAUCGAAAACGCCUUUUCUGGCCAAAGAGCAGCUACUGAAAUUGGCUGAACGUUAUCAAUUAACUACUCUAGUUAACUUGUGCCGGUCUGCACUGAGGAAAAUCGAUGCACAACAAAUAAUGAGUUGCAUAGCUAGUCUCAAUCCAGAAGCUACUGCAUUGCAUUCGGAAUGUAGUAAAUCAUCGCCUUGUGUCCUGAUUACAUGGCCAGAUAAAGAGACUGAAGUAUUUUAUGAUCCUAAUGCGUCUACAUUUCAGUGCUGCUGGGAAUUUGGAAUUAAUUCAACAGCCCUUUCGCCAAACGUUGUUAUUGAAUAUCAAUACAGCAAACUGUUUUCCCCAUAUCUCACCGGAAAAAUGUUGUACACCAAUAGCAUAGAAAAGCCUUGGAUUCAUCUCAUUUGCAUGGAUCACGGAAGCCUUGGCUUCGAGGUAAACGAAGUGCUUUAUUCGACCGAUUUCAGGAAAUGGAUAAAAAUGAAACCAAAAAAAGAGGACAAGGUGGAACUAUUCCUUUUCAUGGCCCAAACUGUUGACUCGUUCUACGAGCGACAGAAUAUCAGUUUCUGUAUUAAACUGAGGAACACUAUCGAAAAUUAUCAUUACGAAAUUAUGGAUACGUUGUGGAUCACAGAACUUUGGCAGGCCGCCGUCGAGCGGCAUUUCACUGAUGUUGACGUAUUCAUCGGCAACGACAAAGUGAUGGAAGCACACAAGGUUGUACUGGCAACUAGAAGUCCAGUAAUGAACACCCUGCUGAGUAAAACAAGUGGAACUGAAAAACCGAAUGUCACGUUCGAUUCGUCUAUCGAUCCCACUGUUUUGGAACACUUUUUGAGAUUCAUUUACACCGGUUGUUUGGGAAUAUCCGCCACCAAUAAACAACUAUUGAAACUUUCCAAAAUGUAUCAAGUGGAAACUUUAAGCAAGGUUGGUGAGCUUGCCGUCAGGCAAUCUCCUGCCGAUGUUGAUCAUACUAAAAUGCAAAAUUGA